AUGCCGGGGGGCAAGAGAGGGCUGGUGGCACCGCAGAACACAUUUUUGGAGAACAUCGUCAGGCGCUCCAGCGAAUCAAGUUUCUUACUGGGAAAUGCCCAGAUUGUGGAUUGGCCUGUAGUUUAUAGUAAUGACGGUUUUUGCAAACUCUCUGGGUAUCAUCGAGCUGACGUGAUGCAGAAAAGCAGCACUUGCAGUUUUAUGUAUGGAGAAUUGACUGACAAGAAGACCAUUGAGAAAGUCAGACAGACUUUUGACAACUACGAUUCAAACUGCUUUGAAGUUCUUCUGUACAAGAAAAACAGAACCCCUGUUUGGUUUUAUAUGCAAAUUGCACCAAUAAGAAAUGAACAUGAAAAGGUGGUCUUGUUCCUAUGUACUUUCAAGGAUAUUACGUUGUUCAAACAGCCAAUAGAGGAUGAUUCAACAAAAGGUUGGACAAAAUUUGCCCGAUUGACGCGGGCUUUGACAAAUAGCCGAAGUGUUUUGCAGCAGCUCACGCCAAUGAAUAAAACAGAGGUGGUCCACAAACAUUCAAGAUUAGCUGAAGUUCUUCAGCUGGGAUCAGAUAUCCUUCCUCAGUAUAAGCAAGAAGCGCCAAAGACGCCACCACACAUUAUUUUACACUAUUGUGCUUUUAAAACUACUUGGGAUUGGGUGAUUUUAAUUCUUACCUUCUACACCGCCAUUAUGGUUCCUUAUAACGUUUCCUUCAAAACGAAGCAGAACAACAUAGCCUGGCUGGUGCUGGACAGUGUGGUGGACGUUAUCUUUCUGGUUGACAUUGUUUUAAAUUUUCACACGACUUUUGUGGGACCUGGUGGAGAGGUCAUUUCUGACCCCAAGCUGAUAAGGAUGAACUAUCUGAAAACUUGGUUUGUGAUCGAUCUGUUGUCUUGUUUACCUUAUGACAUCAUCAAUGCCUUUGAAAAUGUGGAUGAGGGAAUCAGCAGUCUCUUCAGUUCUUUAAAAGUGGUGCGUCUCUUGCGACUGGGCCGUGUUGCUAGGAAAUUGGACCAUUACCUAGAGUAUGGAGCAGCAGUCCUCGUGCUCCUGGUAUGUGUGUUUGGACUAGUUGCCCACUGGCUGGCCUGCAUAUGGUACAGCAUUGGGGACUAUGAGGUCAUCGAUGAAGUGACGAACACCAUCCAAAUAGACAGUUGGCUCUACCAGCUGGCCUUGAGCAUUGGGACUCCGUAUCGAUAUAAUACCAGUGCAGGGAUAUGGGAAGGAGGACCCAGCAAGGAUUCUCUGUACGUGUCCUCUCUCUACUUUACCAUGACAAGCCUUACAACCAUAGGAUUUGGAAACAUAGCUCCUACCACAGAUGUGGAGAAGAUGUUUUCAGUGGCCAUGAUGAUGGUUGGCUCUCUUCUUUAUGCAACUAUUUUUGGAAAUGUUACUACAAUUUUCCAGCAAAUGUAUGCCAACACCAACCGAUACCAUGAGAUGCUGAAUAAUGUGCGGGACUUUCUGAAACUCUAUCAGGUCCCCAAAGGCCUUAGUGAACGAGUCAUGGAUUAUAUUGUCUCAACAUGGUCCAUGUCAAAAGGCAUUGACACAGAGAAGGUUCUCUCCAUCUGUCCCAAGGACAUGAGAGCUGAUAUCUGUGUUCAUCUAAACCGGAAGGUUUUUAAUGAACAUCCUGCUUUUCGAUUGGCCAGCGAUGGGUGUCUGCGCGCCUUGGCGGUAGAGUUCCAAACUAUUCACUGUGCUCCUGGGGACCUCAUUUACCAUGCUGGAGAAAGUGUGGAUGCCCUCUGCUUUGUGGUGUCAGGAUCCUUGGAAGUCAUCCAGGAUGAUGAGGUGGUGGCUAUUUUAGGGAAAGGUGAUGUAUUUGGAGACAUCUUCUGGAAGGAAACCACCCUUGCUCACGCGUGUGCCAAUGUCCGAGCACUGACAUACUGUGACCUCCACAUCAUCAAGCGAGAAGCCUUGCUCAAAGUUCUGGACUUUUAUACAGCUUUUGCAAACUCAUUCUCAAGGAAUCUCACUCUUACUUGCAAUCUGAGGAAACGGAUCAUUUUCCGAAAAAUCAGUGACGUGAAGAAAGAGGAAGAGGAGCGCCUCAGGCAGAAGAACGAGGUCACCCUCAGCAUCCCUGUGGACCACCCCGUCCGAAAGCUCUUCCAGAAGUUCAAGCAGCAGAAGGAGCUGCGGAAUCAGGGGUCCACCCAGAGCGACCCUGAGCGGAACCAGCUCCAGGUAGAGAGCCGCUCCUUACAGAAUGGAGCCUCCAUCACGGGCACCAGCGUGGUCACUGUGUCACAGAUCACGCCCAUCCAGACAUCUCUGGCCUACGUGAAAACCAGCGAGUCCCUCAAGCAAAACAACCGCGAUGCCAUGGAACUCAAGCCCAAUGGCGGUGCUGACCCCAAAUGUCUCAAGGUCAACAGCCCGAUCAGGAUGAAGAACGGAAAUGGGAGGGGAUGGCUGCGACUCAAGAAUAACACGGGGGCGCACGAAGAGAAAAAGGAAGACUGGAAUAACGUCACAAAAGCCGAGUCGAUGGGGCUAUUGUCAGAGGACCCCAAGGGCAGCGAUUCCGAGAACAGCGUUACUAAAAACCCAUUACGGAAAACAGAUUCUUGUGACAGUGGGAUUACAAAAAGUGACCUUCGUCUGGAUAAGGCCGGAGAGGCCCGAAGUCCGCUGGAGCACAGCCCGAUUCAGGCUGAUGCCAAGCACCCCUUUUAUCCCAUCCCAGAGCAGGCCUUACAAACCACACUGCAGGAAGUCAAGCAUGAACUCAAAGAGGACAUUCAGCUGCUAAGCUGCAGAAUGACUGCCCUGGAAAAGCAGGUGGCAGAAAUUUUAAAAAUACUCUCCGAAAAAAGCGUGCCCCAGACCUCUUCUCCCAAAUCCCAAAUGCCUCUCCAAGUACCUCCCCAAAUACCAUGUCAGGAUAUUUUCAGUGUUUCAAGGCCUGAGUCACCUGAAUCUGACAAAGAUGAAAUGCACUUUUAA
This is a messenger RNA of Neomonachus schauinslandi (Hawaiian monk seal), 2967 nucleotides long. It is a transcript of the gene KCNH5, whose product is annotated as potassium voltage-gated channel subfamily H member 5. Lineage: Eukaryota; Metazoa; Chordata; Mammalia; Carnivora; Phocidae. Gene Ontology annotation, biological process: regulation of membrane potential; potassium ion transmembrane transport. Gene Ontology annotation, molecular function: voltage-gated potassium channel activity. Gene Ontology annotation, cellular component: membrane. The coding region runs from base 1 to 2967 and encodes 988 amino acids. The record is from RefSeq and is a predicted model, not a curated record. The transcript has 11 exons.